This is a messenger RNA of Babjeviella inositovora NRRL Y-12698, 714 nucleotides long. It is a transcript of the gene IFH1, whose product is annotated as Ifh1p. NCBI's taxonomy places the organism in Eukaryota, Fungi, Ascomycota, Pichiomycetes, Serinales. Gene Ontology annotation, molecular function: transcription coregulator activity. The annotation marks the transcript as partial. Gene Ontology annotation, biological process: regulation of ribosomal protein gene transcription by RNA polymerase II. The transcript has a single exon. The record is from RefSeq and is a predicted model, not a curated record.
GACAAUGAUGUGUUCAGUGGGGAAUCUACCGACGAGGAUUCUUCAAUCCCACCGCCGUCGGCCAAGCCUCAGCUCGGCUCUAAGAAUGCACAGGAGGUGUUGUCUCUGUCAAGUGUUGGCACGCGGCCGCCGGUGCUCGGCACAUGGGUCACCAAGCACGACCGCCCGUACGAGAUCAUCGACGGACUCACCACGCGCUCGCUCACGCCUGCGGCCGAAAAGGCGGCGGAGGUUGCAGCACCGCUUCCGGUGGAGCCUGCGUUACAACUCGACGAGUUGUUCAACAUGUCGGACUUGGAGGAUUCUGUGGAGGUGGUACGCGAUCCAGACGACGCCAUGGGUGCGUGGGACGCGUUUGACCGCGCACGUAAGGUACCACUCUCGGCGUUCCGCAACAAGGGUAUGUUUGAGGCGCCGCCUGCGCACGGCGCCGCGCCGAAUAUGCGCCGCUACUCGCUUUCUGCCACCAACCGCCGCCGCUCAUCCACGUUGAGUAGCAUUGCUACGCCACGUGGCAAAAAGCUCAGUUUCGCGCCGCCGCCGUCGCCAAAGGCUGUGGGGUCCUGGAGCGAGGAGAAGAGCGUGAAGAAGAUGGCCAAGUUGAACCGUAGGCGGCAGAGCGUGGCAGAGGCAGCCGCUGAAGGCUUGCGCUCAACCAAGUCAGGGUUGUUUAGUGAGGACACGCUCCAGGGCGUGGAGGAAUUGUUGGCAGAC